AUGGAAGGAAAGAAGAAAGAGGAGAAACCAGAAGAGCAACUUACGGAUCCUGAAUCAGCUUUCCUAGAAGCCUUACUAGAAUUUCAAAUUGAGACAAAAGAAGCAGCAAUUGAUCGGGUUUUGUUUGAUCUGAAACAAGUGGAACAGAAGAACAAAGAAUGUCAUAAAAGAAAUGACCUUCUGAAGGAAGAACAGCAGGCACGCAUCAGGCAGAUACUAAGACAAAUAGAAGAAGAGGAGAAAGAACAAGAUAAAAAGGAGGUUGUAACUAGGGAUGAUGUGGAAGAGUCACUGAAAGCAAUAUGGCAAUAUGUUAAGGACAAAGAACAACUUCUGAAAGAUCUGCACUCCCAGAUCGAAGGAACUGAGCAAAGACUUUCAGUAAAGCAGAGUGAGAGGGAUUAUUGGUUAGAGUACAAAAAUGUGGGAAGUAAAGCACAGGCCAACAGGAUUAUGAAUCUGGAAAAAGAGAUCAAGGAAGUCAAAGAUGACCUUCAAACGGCUACAGAAUAUUACAGAAAUGCUUUGGAAGCAUUGAAAGAAGAAAAUGACAGACUGGUUGAGAGGCAUAUGGAGUUAAGUAAGGAACAGGCCCCUGAGAAAGCUGUAAGAUACUUAGACAAAAGCAGUCGCAGAGAAAUUCAAGAGAAUGAAUGGCUAAAAGAAGAGGUAAGAGGACCACUUGCAUACAGUUUAUCAUGGCAGUUCAGGUUUGAAAUACAAUGGCCUACAGACAUAACUGUUUCCAAUGAUGGGCAUCUGAAGACUUUCAUAGGAAAAGGAGAGUGA
This is a messenger RNA of Balearica regulorum gibbericeps (East African grey crowned-crane), 789 nucleotides long. The record is from RefSeq and is a predicted model, not a curated record. Lineage: Eukaryota; Metazoa; Chordata; Aves; Gruiformes; Gruidae.